This is a messenger RNA of Guyanagaster necrorhizus, 750 nucleotides long. RefSeq lists its product as uncharacterized. The record is from RefSeq and is a predicted model, not a curated record. The coding region runs from base 1 to 750 and encodes 249 amino acids. The transcript has 8 exons. NCBI's taxonomy places the organism in Eukaryota, Fungi, Basidiomycota, Agaricomycetes, Agaricales, Physalacriaceae.
AUGUUGCUGGGCUUGAUAUACGUCCUCGCUCUAUCCACUGCUGCAUUUGCCUCACCGGGUCCGCUAUGGUUCAGCCCGACUUCCGCCAAGAGAAGCGAUCUCCCGUAUGAUCCGCCUGCCGCCCGUGGGUUGACGAACGCGGUUCGCCUGGCGCGUGGGUAUCCCUUGAAGGCCCCAGUCAGGCGUGCUGAUACCGCCACGAGAGGUGUCCCCUCCAGCGUUCUAUCAGGAUCGCACAUGACUCGAGGAUAUCUUCAGUUCACUACUACUGACAAUCAGAAUGCUGGAUUCAUUGGCAUUCAGACCAAUCAAAAUGGCGACUUUCUGUUGUCUACUGGCAAUAAUGACAAGCUUUUGGUUGAAAUCGAUGUAGCAAAGUCUGGGCCAACUACCAUAACUAUUGUCAAGCAGGGACAGAACGGCGGUACAGGCGUAUCUUAUUUCGCCGGUAUCAUAGGAUCGACAAGUACAUCCAACAGCCUUUCCCAAGGCAGUUUCAGCUAUUUCAACUUUGGAGGAAGCCUCGGUCAAUCGUCGCAAUCGGUCGCCUUCUUCGAGACUGCGAUUUUUGCUUACGGCGCCACGGAUGAAAGCAUCACGGUUCAGUGGGCUAAUACAGAUGGGUCCGUCGCGGAAGCAUUCAUUGGUCUCACAUCGCAGAAAGGUGCAUUUGGGACUGGUGAUCGCAACGCGUGUGAGCAAGAGUUCGGAACAGUUACUUGGGUGACGCUCUCUUUUGUUCCUCAAUAA